AUGAAGAAAGCAGCAUUCUUCUUUCUUGUCUUUGUUCUGGUAGCAAGUUUAGUCAGCAGCCGCAAGCUUCCAGAGCCCGGCAAUAGCAUCAAAGCAUUGACCCCUGUCCUAAACUCCAUUCCUCGUACUCCCGGAGCUUCUCUUGAGGAUUUAGCCCAAAUUUCAAUUGACUUGGCAGAAUCCCAUGCAAAUUCCACGUACAAGUUGAUUGAAUCCCUUGCGAGAAAAACAAAUGACCCAAAAUUGAAGGACGUCUACCAAGCAUGUCUGGAGAAUUAUGAAGAGUCAAUUGACAGCCUAGCACUUUUUGCCUCGGCUGCUGAGACCGGAGCUGAUACUUGUGAAGAUGGCUUUUCAGAGGGUUCUUAUCCAGAAGCUCCAGAGAUUAAACAAGCAAAUCAAAAGUUGGAAGAUCUUUGUAGCAUCAUAAUCGUAUUGGUUAUAUCUAAUCGUUUAUUAAUGGCCUGA
Coffea eugenioides is the source of this 468-nucleotide messenger RNA. RefSeq names its product pectinesterase inhibitor-like. Gene Ontology annotation, molecular function: pectinesterase inhibitor activity. NCBI's taxonomy places the organism in Eukaryota, Viridiplantae, Streptophyta, Magnoliopsida, Gentianales, Rubiaceae. The coding region runs from base 1 to 468 and encodes 155 amino acids. The record is from RefSeq and is a predicted model, not a curated record. The transcript has 4 exons. Gene Ontology annotation, biological process: negative regulation of catalytic activity.